UCAUCACAGAUGAACUGCGCCUAUGGAUAGCUCCCCUUGACUGAGGAAAACAUUUCAAGUAGCUUUCUUCAUCACCAAACUGAUAAUCGACGUGCAUGAUAAAAUUUAGACUUUCCUCGUAUUAUUUAAAGUAUCUCAGUAGAAAAGGUUUAAAUACGCAUUAAAUAUCAUACGAUAGGAUGGAAGUUGUGGCCGUGGGGAAAAAAAAAAAAACAGCCAAGAGAGUAUCCCAUUUUUCGCGCGAAAGACUGUUCCUAAGGUUUGACGAACUUAUCAUAAUGGUAGAAGGUCCUGGCUGUAAGAUAAAAGGGGAAAAAAUAAGAGGAAAACUUUUAAAACAGAAAGCUAUCACAGUGGCAGGAAAUGCUGUUGAUCGGGAAAAAAAAGUUAACAAGAAGCAAGCUAUCGACAAGUGGGACGUAACAUCGUUUCAUCGACUGAUUGGGCAAAAUCUCCACGAGGUGCUUACGCUGGGAAAGGAACUCUUUAUGUUCUUUGGAGAUAGUUGCUUGAGAGUACAUUUUUUGAUGGCUGGAUCGUUUAGAGUCAAUGGCAAUGUACUAGACAAAGAUGGAGGAAAGGUGGCUGCCCAACCUAGCCUGGAGAUACAGUUUUCCACAGACCAUCUUUCCUUUUAUAAAUGUGCAGUGGAGAUUAGGCCAUCAUCCGCCUGUAAACAAAAAUAUGAGCUGAUGAAGGAACUGGAUAUUUGUUCAACUUCAUUCAAUUUAAAGAGAGUAGCAGCAGAAAUAAUGAGGGAAUCAGAGAGGCUGCUGUGUGAUGUACUGUUGGACCAGGACAUCCUGCCUGGUGUUGGGAACAUAAUUAAAAAUGAGGCUCUUUUUGACAGUGGAUUAAAGCCAGAUUCUAAAGUCAAAGACCUUACUGAAGAGCAUCUUUUUCAUCUAUUAAAAAUGACUCGAGACUUUUCAUUGCUGUUCUACAAGUGUCGAAGCACUGGAACGAAUCUUAGUGAGCAUAUGAAAGUAUAUCAAAAGAAGAAAUGUUGUGAGUGUGGUACAAAGAUUACUAUAACAACUUUAGGAGAAGACAAUAUGAGAGUUACGUUCUUCUGUCCUAAGUGCCAGACAAAUGACCUGAGAAAACCACACAAGCUAAAAAUUCCAUCCAAGAACAGUUUACUUGGGUGGCUGCAGCAAGGAUCAUCAUUGAUUCUCCUGAAUGGAUAUGUUCCAUAUGCACACUGCUUAAUCCUGGAAAGCAGAUCAACUGUAUUGCAUGUUUUGAACCAAGAACUGGCCAUUCAAGUAGAACACCUGACCAAAGUCAUAUUUCAGCAAGAACUGAGAGCGAAAUGGCCAAGAAACCUGUGCUUAAAAAGAGGAAGCUGAAUCAAACAGAAGGCACAGAAUCAACAGAGACUGUGGAACAAAUGCCUGGUCUUGCACAGUCGAUUUCAUCUUUCCAAGAUAUGCCAGAACCAAACUCUAGCAUGCCAAAAAAAGAGAAAGGGAUUUGUGGUAGUAAAAUUCCU
This is a messenger RNA of Pomacea canaliculata, 1495 nucleotides long. RefSeq names its product endonuclease 8-like 3. Gene Ontology annotation, molecular function: DNA N-glycosylase activity; zinc ion binding; damaged DNA binding. Lineage: Eukaryota; Metazoa; Mollusca; Gastropoda; Architaenioglossa; Ampullariidae. The transcript has 8 exons. The record is from RefSeq and is a predicted model, not a curated record. Gene Ontology annotation, cellular component: nucleus. Gene Ontology annotation, biological process: base-excision repair. Bases 180 to 1352 code for a protein of 390 amino acids.